AUGAAAGGCGACGGCAAAGCCGGAACCUGCACACAUGUAUUUACUCCAGCAGCAAAAGCGACUGUGGGUGCAAUAGGUGGUAUUCUUCUUAUGGUGAUUCUAUCGUUUCUUCUUAUUCUCCACAAAGAGAAAAAGAAGGGGCAAGAAUUCUUCAAAAAGAACGGCGGCCCUACAUUAGAGAAGGCAAAUGUCAUCAAACUUUUCAAAAAGGAGGAACUCAAACCAAUUUUGAAGAGUAGCAACUUGAUAGGUAAAGGUGGCUUUGGUGAAGUUUACAAGGGCCAUCUUGACAAUAAAGAAGUUGCAAUAAAGAAGCCGAUCAGUGGCAGUGUGCUAGAGAAUGAACAAUUUGCAAAUGAAGUCAUCAUCCAAUCUCAAGUCAUCCACAAGAACAUUGUUAGGCUCAUUGGUUGUUGCCUUGAAGUUGAUGCCCCCAUGCUGGUCUACGAGUUUAUCACCCAAGGUAGCCUCCAUGACAAUCUUCACAGCAACAAGAACAAUGUAGCUCUCAACUUGGAUGCGCGUUUAAGUAUUGCUGCACAGUCAGCGGAUGGUCUAGCUUAUAUGCACUCAAAAGCAAAUAUUAGAAUUCUACACGGUGAUGUCAAACCAGCAAAUAUACUCUUGGAUGAUAACCUUGUACCCAAGAUUUCAGACUUCGACAUAUCUAGGUUGAUUGCGAGAGACAAGCAACACACUGGAUCAGUCAUCGGAGACAUGAAUUAUAUGGAUCCAGUAUAUAUACAGGAAGGCCUCCUCACCGAGAGAAGUGAUGUCUAUAGUUUCGGAGUUGUAAUCCUGGAGCUUAUCAGCAGUAGGAUGGCCAUACUUUCCGAGAAUAAUAGCUUGGUAAAGAGCUUUCUUGAAGCCCAUAAGAAAAAGAAGAAGGCCACCGAGUUUUUUGACAAGGAAAUCAAUAGCAGAAGAUUUGGAGCUUCUUGA
Molecule: messenger RNA, 942 nt
Organism: Triticum turgidum subsp. durum (durum wheat)
Lineage: Eukaryota; Viridiplantae; Streptophyta; Magnoliopsida; Poales; Poaceae
Source: the annotation of a GenBank genome assembly